Messenger RNA from Cladocopium goreaui, 462 nucleotides. The record is from the annotation of a GenBank genome assembly. Lineage: Eukaryota; Dinophyceae; Suessiales; Symbiodiniaceae.
AUGAUGGAUUCGAAGUCUUCUGAAGCUGGCAUGGUUUCUUUCACAACACGUGUGCUGACCUUGUGGACAGUGCACGAGGAUCUUCAGAUUGAAGGCAUGCUGUUGGUAGCUUUGAAGAGGAUCAACGGAAGGCUUGAACGAGCUCAAAGGCGGGGAAAUAAUGGACAGUCCAUGAAGUACAUGCAAAGCAGAACUUGGCUGCUCAGCUGCGUUUCCCACUGCGCAGACUGUUCUCCAGCCGAGAGAACCCGCAUGGCAGAGGUGAUCGUUGAUGUGAGCAACUUGAGUGAUGACGACGAGUCGCCACAACAUGGACUUGGAGAAGAUGAGACAAACCACGCCUUGUUGGAGGCUGACAAGGCCUUCAAAAACAUCAUGAGCCUACUGGAGUAUGAUCGCUUCGAGGAGGUGACAAAGCUGGUGAACCAACUGGGUGGAGCGAUGCGGGAGAUCAAACCGUAA